Chlorocebus sabaeus (green monkey) is the source of this 2686-nucleotide messenger RNA. The record is from RefSeq and is a predicted model, not a curated record. NCBI's taxonomy places the organism in Eukaryota, Metazoa, Chordata, Mammalia, Primates, Cercopithecidae.
CCAGGGGACCGCAGCGCGCGAGCAUUGCCUCCCCUGCACAACCUCACCAAGAUGGCUGCUUUAGGACACACAUUCCCCUUCUAUGCUGGCCCCAAGCCAACCUUCCCAAUGGACACCACUUCGGCCACCAUCAUCAUGAUCUUUCUGACUGCACUGGCCACUUUCAUCGUCAUCCUGCCUGGCAUUCGGGGAAAGACGAGGCUGUUCUGGCUGCUGCGGGUGGUGACCGGCUUAUUCAUCGGGGCUGCGAUCCUGGGGACCCCCGUGCAGCAGCUGAAUGAGACCAUCAAUUACAACGAGGAGUUCACCUGGCGCCUGGGCGAGAACUAUGCUGAGGAGUAUACAAAGGCUAUGGAGAAGGGGCUGCCAGACCCUGUGCUGUACCUAGCCGAGAAGUUCACUCCAAGAAGCCCAUGUGGCCUGUACCGCCAGUACCACCUAGCGGGGCACUACGCCUCGGCCAUGCUGUGGGUGGCAUUCCUCUGCUGGCUGCUGGCCAAUGUGAUGCUCUCCAUGCCUGUGCUGGUAUACGGUGGCUACAUGCUAUUGGCCACGGGCAUCUUCCAGCUGUUGGCUCUGCUCUUCUUCUCCAUGGCCACAUCACUCACCCCGCCAUGUCCCCUGCACCUGGGCGCUUCUGUGCUGCAUACUCACCAUGGGCCAGCCUUCUGGAUCACAUUGACCACAGGAUUGCUAUGUGUGCUGCUGGGCCUGGCUAUGGUGGUGGCCCACAGGAUGCAGCCUCACAGGCUGAAGGCUUUCUUCAACCAGAGUGUUGAUGAAGACCCCAUGCUGGAGUGGAGUCCUGAGGAAGGUGGACUCCUGAGCCCCCGCUACCGGUCCAUGGCCGACAGUCCUGAGCCCCAGGACAUUCCCCUAUCAGAGGCUUCCUCCACCAAGGCAUACUGUAAGGGGGCACACCCCGAAGAUCCUGACUGUGCUCUAUAACAUUCUUCCCCGUGGAGGCCACCUGGACUUCCAGUCUUGCUCCAAACCUCAUUGGAGCCCCAUAAAACCAGCAGAACUGCCCUCAGCGUGGCUGGUACCAGACCCCCAGCACCAAUCUACAGACGGAAUAGAAAAAGGAGGCUGUACAUACUGAUGUUAAAAAACAAAACAAAAGAAAAAGCCCUAAGGGGCUGAAGAGAUGCUGGGCCUGUCCAUAAAGCCUGUUGCCAUGAUAAGGCCAAGCAGGGGCUAUCUCGUCUCUGCACAGCAACCCAGCCUUUCCGUGAUGCCUUGCCUCUUCCAGAUGCUAUUCACUGAAACCUAACUUCACCCCCAUAACACCGGCAGUGUGGGGGUUACAUAUGAUUCUCCUAUGGUUUCCUCUCAUCCCUUGGCACCUCUUGUUUUCCUUUUUCCUGGGUUCCUUUUGUUCUUCCUUUACUUCCUCAGCUUGUGUGGCCUCUUGGUACAAUGAAAGACAGCACUGGAAAGGAGAGGACACCAAACUUCUCAUCCGAGGUCUAACAUUAACCAACUAUGCCACAUUCUCUUUGAGCUUCAGUUUCCAAAUUUGCUAAAUAAGAUUGCAGGACUUGCCAAGAAUCUCGGGAUUUAUGUUUCUAUGCCUUGCUGACACCUGCCUUGGCCCUCAGACACCACCUCACAAGAAGUCAGGUGGGAAGUUAGUGAAUCAACUCCAAAACGCUAUUCCUUCCCACCCCGCUCAGCUGGGCUAGCUGAGUGGCGUCCAGGACGGGGAGUGGGUGACCUGCCUCAUCACUGCCACCUAACGUCCACCUGGGGUGGCUCGGAAAGAUGCUGUCUCUGGUAGGGUCCCUCCGGCCUCACUAGAGGGCACCCCUAUUACUCUGGAGUCUCUAGACGCAGAGAAUCCGGUUUCACAGCACAGCGGAGAGUGUACUACGCUGUCUCCAGUCCAGGGAAGCUCCUGAGGGCGUGCGACCCCGGAGCGGAGAAGUCAUGAAAAUUAGUGGGGAAAAAAAAGUUUUUAAAAAACAAAAGAAAAAACAAGUUUAUUUACAGCUCGCCCCAGGAGACUUUCCCUGGUGCCUGCGGAUGUCGGCCUCGCGCCAGCUGCGCGCAGUGCCCUUCCCGGAGCUCUCCUGCUUCCCCGGCCUGCCAGGUCCCAAGGCGGGGAAGGAGUCCAGAUUGGGUCCCCCUCACAGGUUAGUGGUGAUGAAUUUUAAGUCCGGGAGCGCGGCCUGCUUGUGCAGUGGGUUGCCGAGGAUAAGAGGUGAGCCCCCUUUUGCCUGGCUGCAGUCCUUGGCGCUUUGGUCCAGAAGGGUGCGAAGAGCGCUGGGCCGAACAUAGUGGAGACUCACUACCGCCCCUCCGAGGAAGAGGCACAGGAUGCCUGUGGCGGGGGACGCAAAGAAAGGAGGGCAUGUGGAGUCAGGGCUAUGUUGCCUAGGCUGGUCUCGAACUCCUGGCCUCAAGCGACCUUCCUGCCUUGACCUCCCAAAGUGCCGUCAUUACAGGCUUGAGCCACCAUGCCCGGCCCCUCUUCAAUCUUUUGGAGACUACCCCUUGUGUUACCUCCCCGGGCCCCACACACACCUCUAAUCUGGAUUACAUGAAACACGGCAAGACACCCACCCCUUCUAAGACCCCCUCUUUUCAUCUGUAAAAUGGUCAUAACAGUGCCUGUUUCUGUGAACUAUUGAGAGGGGCAAAUCAGAUAAUAGAUGUGAAUUCAUUCUGUAAACUGGAAAGUGCA